Messenger RNA from Raphanus sativus (radish), 2085 nucleotides. RefSeq lists its product as uncharacterized. Bases 1 to 2085 code for a protein of 694 amino acids. The record is from RefSeq and is a predicted model, not a curated record. The transcript has 5 exons. NCBI's taxonomy places the organism in Eukaryota, Viridiplantae, Streptophyta, Magnoliopsida, Brassicales, Brassicaceae.
AUGAAUCCAGACGUUACGAAGGCAAAAGAAGACGGCUCGAGUAGUGUAGUAGGAGAUGAAGCAAACCCAAGGAUUAUCGAGAAACCUGUCGGCCCAGGAACCGACCAAAGUCCCAGAGAUGCAAAUGAAAGCGAAGACAAUGCCAGUGGAAAUGGAAAAGGGGAAGAGGAAGAAUCAAGUAAGAAAAAUGAAGGGGAGAAAUCAAGAGAAGUAGACGAAGGAGAAAAAGAGAAGGAAGUUGUAGAUGACGAAGAAAAGGGCAUGCUAUCGAAACUACACUUUCCUUCAAGCCAAUAUCAAAAGUCUUUAAAGCUUUCAGGAAAAUGUUACAUUGACUCGGCGAUAAGAACUAUUCAAACGAUCCUGAAAGCGAAGGAGGUGGAAUGGUUCAUAGAGCACCCACAAUUCCAGCAUUUCUUCCAUAUUAAAAACCGAAAGCAGAAGUGGAUGGGAAUGUGGGUUCUCGUUUUGCGAUCAGCUUGUGUUGCGAAGAAGCAUGAGUUAUGGUUUGUCGUUAAUGGCGUCGCAAUCCGAUAUUCUCUUAGAGAAUUAGGACUCAUUUCUGGACUAUACUGCCAUGAGUAUCCCCCCAACCAUGAGAGGUUGGGUGGUACAACAUUCAUGAACAAGUAUUUUGGAGGGAAAAGGGUAACAUACGCUGACCUGGAGAAGCAGAUGUUGGCGAUGAAAUCAAAGCCAUCUGAGGAUCGUAAGAAGAUGGCCGUUCUGUUCUUCUUAGCCAGCAUCCUUGUCGGAGGCCGAAAGAGUGGUGAGGGAGCAUCACCUGUGGACAGUUUUUUCCUGAGUGUUGUUGAUGACCUAGAUGCGUGUGUAACGUUCCCUUGGGGGCGGUAUGCAUUCGAACAUAACUUGAAGGAUGUCUCUACCUUUUUGGAAAAAUGCGACGGGCUUGCGCCGACGAGUUGGGUUUUUACAAGCUUUCCUAUCCCUCUGGAGUUGUUGGCCUUUGAGGCAAUUCCAAGCUUGAGGAACCAUUUCCGAGAAAAUUACAAACGGAAAAGUGGAACCAAGGAAUUCAGUCUGAAAGCUGUGAACGAUAAACUUGGUAAUAAUACAAAGGAUAUUGAGAGUAUCUUGGUAGCAACAGCAGCUGAGGAGGAACUUCUGGAAACCAUAGGAAUGGACAAGGAGAGUUGUUGGGCCGAUGACGCCGAUGAUGCAGCAGUUGAUGGUUGGACGAAGAUAAUACGGAAAGGGAAGAAACAAGUUUUCUUUGAAGAACAGUUCCGCAUGGAUUUAGAGUCUCGCACAGGUCAGAUUGAAGGUCCCACCAAUCCUAUCGGAGGACCAUCGAAUAAUGUACAAUCUGGUCAGGCUAAUGCUGAUUCGGUGGAGGUUAGUGGAGCUACUCCUGGAGCUGAGGCUUUAAAAGCUAUGGAAGGUCGGCUUAUGAAUGCAGUCAGAGAUGCAGUUCGAGAUGCUAUGAAGGGAGUGAAUGAAAAAGUCACUUUAUUGUCUACGCAGCUAGGUCUGCUAGAAGAGGAAGUGAAAAGUCUUAGGUUGAGUGUUUCCGGAAGUGACAAUCCGGCGGUCCAAGAUGAUGGUGAUGGUAGUGACAAUAACGAGUCGGAAGAAGAGGAUGGUAGUGACAAUAACGAGCCGGAGGAAGAGGAUGGUGGUGACAAUAACGAGCCGGAGGAAGAGGAUGGUGGUGACAAUAACGAGCCGGAGGAAGAGGAUAAUAAUGUUGAAGAUGUCAUUCUCGAAAUUUCAAAGGAUGUACAGAGGGAAUAUGGUGAUGUUGACAUGGAUGAUGAUGAUGCGGAGAUGUAUGCACAUGCUGCGGAGGUCGAAAACAAUUUAAUUUCUGUAAACACGAAAAAAAAGAGGUCGAGAAAAGAUGAUGGGAAAGAAACAGUUCCUGUGAAAAAGGUUAAGUUGGUUGGUGAAACUGUGAGGAGUCCCAUUCAGCUAAGAAGCAAGGCAGCAGCGAAGGAGGCAGAAGCUGAGAAGGAGGCAGCAGCUAAGAAGAAGGCAGCAGCUAAGAAGAAGGCAGCAGGUAAGAAGAAGGCGGCGGCUAAGAAGAAGCCGAAGACAAAAAAAGUAGGUAAGAAGACGGAGUGA